This is a messenger RNA of Paramecium primaurelia, 524 nucleotides long. The record is from the annotation of a GenBank genome assembly. Lineage: Eukaryota; Ciliophora; Oligohymenophorea; Peniculida; Parameciidae.
AUGAUUAAGAGAUUCAAGAAACUAUUUUAGGUUCAAAGUGAAUUCCAAUAAUUUCUUACAAAAUCUAGUUUAACAAAAGAUAAUUUUGUAUAUAAACAAGAAGAUGUAGAAAUUUUAGUGCCAUUCUUAACUGAUGAUUAAAAUAUAAUCGAAUUUUUUUAGGUGUAUUAAGAAGAUAACUGUCAACUUUAUACAAUAAAAAUGAAAAUGCUUAUAACAAUUCAUCAAGUACUCAAUAUAAGUGAUGAAUUUGCCUCAUAAUUCAUUAAAAUAAAUUUUGCAUAUUUUAAUAAGUAUGAAUGAUUGAAUAGUAGCAGACCUUCAUAAAAACCAGAUACAUUUGUUUUUAAGUAAGUGACAAAUGAAGUAUGGUUACUGGAAAAUCUUUAGAUACCAUUUCUGUAAUAUUUGUAAAAAUUGGCAUUGAAUGUAUAUGAAAUAAAGAGUUAUAGAAAUCAUCAAUUUAGAAAACCAAUACAUUAAUCAAAGUAUUAUGUCUUAAGUUAUUUAAGUCUUGUAGUUGA